GGGUGCCUGGCGCAUGGCUGGCAUUGGCCCUCUUCCCCACAUACUGGACCACAACCCCCAGGAGAGACACCCACAACAGAGUCACUCAACAGAGGACCAUCCCACCUCCUACUCCUGCACCAUCACCUCUCUCACCCCCACCAAAGUGUCCUGCACAGCAGCCGGCCUGUCCGCAGGCUCCUACAGACCCAUGGUGACCGUGGCUGGGGCUAGGGCAGUUGUGGGCAACAAGGUGUCCUCCACUACCCUGCCCGUGGCCUCUGCCCUAACACCUCAGUCCGGCAGCAUCAACAGAGGUGCGGUGCUGGUGGGGAACAGCUCGGGGUUCAUUCCCGGGUACAUGAUGGUGGUGGUUGGUGGUGCUGAGUGCCCCAUGCUGCAGGAGAGUGCCAACACCAUCUCCUGCCGCCUGCCACCUGGCAUUGAGGGGGAGGCAGCGGUGGUGGUCAGUGUGGCCUGCAGUGAGAAUGUGAUGGCUGCCAAAGCAUUCACCUACACUGCAGCCGUCACCCCCAUGCUUCUCUCUGUCACGCCCUCUACUGAUGUGGUGAGCAGCACCACCCUCACACUGGAUGGCACUGGCUUCACUCUGUCCGGGGGCACUCCUGAGGUCACCGUGGGGGGCAAAAGGUCCCAGCACUUGGAGGAGGGAAACAUGAGGUGGUUGUGAGGGAUGCAGUGUAUGGAGACUCCAGCAACUUGUCCAUCUCCCUCAUCUUCUCUCUCACCUCACUCACUCCCUCCUCAGGGAGCUUUGGGGGUGCUAGGAUCAUGCUGGCAGGUCAGGGCUUUGACCCAGAUGGCGGCUCCUUGGUGACCUUGUGUGACCUGCCCUGUGACCUUGUGAGCAGCGACAGCACCACAGCCAUAACCUGUGUGG
Scylla paramamosain (green mud crab) is the source of this 880-nucleotide messenger RNA. Its product is annotated as fibrocystin-L-like. The transcript has 4 exons. Bases 14 to 670 code for a protein of 218 amino acids. The record is from RefSeq and is a predicted model, not a curated record. Lineage: Eukaryota; Metazoa; Arthropoda; Malacostraca; Decapoda; Portunidae.